AUGAGCGAGGAGGCCACCGAGAACUCCCUGGAGAGCAGCCUGCGGCGGCUGAAAUGCCACUUCACCUGGAACUUGUUGGAGGGAGAAAACUCCUUGGAUAAUUUCGAAGACAGAGUGUGCCACCAGACCGAGCUGCAGAGCGGCGAGUUCAGAGCCACCACGUACAACCUGCUGGCCUUCAUAAAGCACCAGCGGGGCCAGGGCGAGGAGGCGCUGCAGUGCCUGCGGCGAGCGGAAGACCUGAUCCAGCAGCAGUACCCUGGCCAAGCGGAACUCCGAAGCCUGGUCACCUGGGGCAACUACGCCUGGGUCUACCAUGGCAUGGGCAGGCUCUCCGAAGCCCAGGCCUAUGUGGACAAGAUCCGAGAGGCCUGCAAGAAGUUCUCCAACCCCUACCGAAUGGAGAGUCCCGAGCUGGACUGCGAAGAGGGGUGGUCUCGGCUCAAGUGCGGGAGGCAGCACGCCGGCAGGGCGAAGGCGUGCUUUGAGAAGUGUCUGGACAAGCGCCCGAAGCACCCGGAGUCCACCUCGGGGCUGGCGAUCUGCAGCUUCCGGCUGGACCAGUGGUCAGCGCUCAAGAAUCCCGUGGAGGCCCUGAGGCGGGCCAUUGAGCUCAACCCUGACAACCAGUAUAUCAAGGUCCUCCUGGCUCUGAAACUGCAGAAGAUGAACGAAGACGAGGAGGCGGAGAGGCUAGUGGAAGAAGCCGUGGGGAAAGCCCCCUGUGCCAUCGACGUGCUUCGCGGGGCAGCGAUGCUGUAUCGGAAGAAAAACGACCUGGACAGCGCCAUUGAGCUGCUCACCAGGGCCGUGCAAUGCUCGCCGAACAACGCCUACCUGCACUGCCACCUGGGGGUGUGCUACCGGGCCAAAGUCCUCGAGUGUGAGAAGAGAGGCCUGACGGGCAGGUAUGGGUACAGGGAGGACUACCAGGAGCUGAUCAGACACGCCGUGGACCACCUGAAGAGAGCUGAUGAGCUCAACGGGACUCUGGUCAACGUGGGCUCCUUCCUGGCCUGCCUCCACCUCCAGGCGGGCCAGUACGAGGAUGCAGAGUAUUACUUCCAGAGGGAAUUCGCCAAAGAGCUCACGGCUGUGGAACGGCAGGUGCUCCACCUUCGAUAUGGCAACUUUCAGUGGUUUCAGAGGAAGUGUGAGAGCAAGGCCAUCCACCACUUCAUGGAGGGUGUGAAAAUAAACCAGGACCCGAAGGCCACUGGGAAGAUGGAGAACAAACUGCGAGGCAUCGCCAAAGCCAGGCUUUCCAGGAAUAGAGAUGAUCCCCAGGCUUUGCGCAUCUUGACAUGUCUUCAGGAGCUGGAUGGGAAGAGGCAGCCAGCAGGUGAAAACUCUGAGACGGAUGUGAACGGCCGCCUCAGCCCUUCCGCGUCUUUAGCGGAUGAAUGA
This is a messenger RNA of Pipistrellus nathusii (Nathusius's pipistrelle), 1407 nucleotides long. The record is from the annotation of a GenBank genome assembly. Lineage: Eukaryota; Metazoa; Chordata; Mammalia; Chiroptera; Vespertilionidae.